Molecule: messenger RNA, 4377 nt
Organism: Ceraceosorus bombacis
Lineage: Eukaryota; Fungi; Basidiomycota; Exobasidiomycetes; Ceraceosorales; Ceraceosoraceae
Source: the annotation of a GenBank genome assembly
AUGCCAUCCGACUCUAUGGCCUCGCAAACAACAAAGCAUGCGGAACAGCAAGACAUUCUCGACGAUUUGCUGCCUGCCGCACCCCCCACCACCACCGGCAUGGGCCUCGGCAUCGCAAGCAGAGCCAAUGGACGAGCAGCAGGCAUGCACAUCAAAAGAGAUUGGGCGCACGUCGUCGAUCCUUCCAAGGGCAUGCCAGACUUUCACAAGCUCGUGCCAGACAUGGCUCAAAAGGUGAAUCCAGGAAUGGCGAGGCGAGGCGAGGCGAGGCGAGGCGUGAGAAUCAGCGCGCGACACACGCUGAUCACGUGCGUGCCUCACCCAUUUCCUCUCCCACAGUACCCGUUCGAGCUGGACGCGUUUCAAAAGGAAGCCGUGUACCACCUCGAGCAGCGCGAUAGCGUCUUUGUCGCUGCUCACACAAGCGCAGGCAAGACGGUAGUGGCAGAGUACGCCGUGGCUCUGGCCAUGAAACACAUGACACGGUGGGUUGCGCGCGCCUUUUUCGUGGCAAGCUCUUGCUGACGCAGACGCCCAGACUCUUGACUCGCACGCGCUUUUACACGCACCCGCGCACACAGCUGCAUCUACACUUCACCCAUCAAGGCCCUGUCCAAUCAAAAGUAUCGCGAUUUUAAGCAGACAUUCGGAUCUCAAAAUGUCGGCAUCCUGACUGGCGAUGUGCAGAUCAAUCCAGAAGCUCCUUGUCUCAUCAUGACGACGGAAAUCCUCAGGAGCAUGCUGUACAGGGGCGCUGAUCUGAUUCGAGACGUCGAGUUCGUCGUCUUUGAUGAGGUGCACUACGUCAAUGAUCAGGAGCGAGGCGUGGUGUGGGAGGAGGUCAUCAUUCUCUGUCCUCAACACAUCAACCUCAUCCUCCUCUCCGCCACCGUUCCCAACACCAAGGGUGAGUUUGCGUGCGUGCGUGCGCGCGGCGAGAUGAGAUGAGAGCGUCAGGCUAAACGCGGGGGUUUUGCGCGCGCGCGCGCCCGCCAAACAGAAUUUGCCGAUUGGGUAGGUCGAACAAAAAAGAAGGACAUCUACGUCAUCAGCACUGCAAAGAGGCCCGUACCGUUGGAGCACUUUUUGUACGCGGGCAAAGAGCUGCACAAGAUUGUGGAUGCGAGGGGACAAUUUUUGGGCAGCGGGAUCAAGGAAGCGUCGGAAGCGAUACGCAAGCGGCAAGACAAGGAGAGGGAAGCUGCUGGUCUGCCACCCGUGUCGCGCGGUCGUGGCGGCGGCGGCGGCGGCGGUGGUGGCGCGCCAAUGCGAGGCAGAGGAGCCCCGCAGCGUGGUCGCGCAUCUGGAGCGCCAGUCAUGAGGGGUCGAGGUGGAGCGGGCAUGGGCGCGGGCGGGGGCGCAGGCGCGGGCUCCAACAAGUCUCACGGUGCAGGAGACAAGAAUUUGUGGGUGCACCUCAUCGGCAUGCUCAAGAAGAAGGAUCUGCUUCCCGUCGUCGCUUUCGUCUUUUCGAAGCGGCGUUGCGAAGAGUAUGCUAGCAGCUUGCCGAAUACGGAUCUGUGCAAUGCAAAGGAAAAGAGCGAAGUGCAUGUGCUCAUCGAGAAGAGUCUGACUAGAUUGAAGGGUGAGUCGAGUUGCCAGCGGCGCGAGGGCGAAAAAAAGUGCUCAAAAGGAUUCACGAUUGGUUGGGCCCCCUUCGCGCGCGUGACUCACACGCUCCCGCCCUGACCCUGCGCGCGCCAGGUACGGACAAGCAGCUACCGCAGAUUGCGCGCAUGCGAGACCUGCUGAGCAGAGGUGUCGGUGUGCACCACGGAGGUCUGCUGCCCAUCGUCAAGGAGGUGAGCAGCAGCUGCAGCGGCGACGGCGACGGCGACGGCGACGGUGACGGAGCGCAACAUGCCGAUCACGUGCGCUCAUCGUAUCGUACCGCUCUCUCCCUCUUUCGCAGGUGGUCGAGCUGCUAUUCCAACGCGGACUGGUCAAGGUGUUGUUCGCUACAGAAACCUUUGCCAUGGUAGGUCGCGCGUGCGAUGCACCCUCUCGAUGCUCGCUCGCUCGCUCGCUCGCUCACCCACUCCCACGCCGACGCCCACGCUCAGGGCGUCAACAUGCCCGCUCGAUGCGUCGUCUUUUCCGGCAUUCGCAAACACGAUGGACACGAAUUUCGAGAAUUGUUGGCGGGCGAGUAUACGCAAAUGUCCGGUCGUGCUGGUCGACGUGGUCUAGACGCUACCGGUGUGGUGAUCAUCAAUGCCGCUGACGAUAUCCCAGAGGUGAGCAGCGCGCGGCACGACAACUCGAGAUGCAUUGACGAGCGCCUCACGCUGCCACGCCUCUCCUGCUCCUUCUCGACAGACUGGAAUCCUCAACAAGAUGCUGCUGGGUCAGCCGACAAAGUUGACGAGCCAAUUCAGACUGACGUACAAUAUGAUCUUGAAUCUUUUGCGCGUCGAGGCGCUCAAAGUGGAAGAGAUGAUCAAGCGGUCAUUUUCCGAAAACGCCAGCCAGCGAUUGUUGCCGGAUCAACAGAAAAAAGUCAAGGCGGUGAGUGGGCGCGUGGAGAUAGAGGGAAACAUUGGGGGGUGCGGGGGGGAGCACUACGCGUCACGCUGACCUGACCCAGCACGCACCGACUUGCAGGUCGAGAGGCAACUCGCGCGCAUACCGUCCGUCGCACCCGAGCGGCACGAUGUUCUGAGCACAUUUUACGACCUCUGUCAGAACAGCGUGUCUUCGAAUGAGGCCAUGCUGGAGGUUGCCCUGGCUCACCAACAGGGCAACAAGAUGCUGGCUCCUGGUAGGGUCAUACUGCUCCGCGACGCGCAUUUCGAUUGGGACGCUGCUGUCCUCGUCAAGACUCUUGGUCCGGCACUAUUCUUGGUGCUCGCUGCAGUCGCGCCGGCUCGCAAGAAUGGCGACUUUGGUGAGUGCCCGACGCGGGCACGCAAGCGCAAGCAAGCACGCAAGCACGCUGAUGCAUUGCCAACAACUUCUGCUCGCUGCAGACGCGCCAGGCGAGCAUGGACCACCACCACGCUGGCCUCCUCGCUGCGCAGUCCCAUCGGAAAACAUCGUCUACGAUUUGCGCGAGGUGUCUCUGGGCUCCAUUGCGCUAGUCACGCCGCAUGCUCUCAAGGUGCGCCAGCGCAAGCGCAACCCGAUCGAUGGCUUUCGCGACGCCUGUCUCCCUCCCUCGCUUUUGCUGACAUUGGCGCGCGCACUUUUGCCAGAUCGAAGGAAGCAUGAUCCUCGCACAUAGGAUCUCUGCCAUGCAGCGCACUGCCGACAUGAUCGCGCCGCUUGCUGCCGAAAUGAGCAGGCAGGAAAGCGCGCCGGAAGUGGACUGGUCUCGCAUCCGCAGAUUGGAAUUCCAGGAAGCGCUUCGUUCGCGCGACGCCUAUGCAGCGAGACUGGCUCAGCAUGGUGCUGUGGUGGAGGAGGAGCACUUCCCGUCCGAGGUGCGUGGCGACGAAUCAUUCGCUAGCGCAACGCUCGCGCAGCGCUUACGCAGAGAAGCUGACGAUCUCUUCCCCCCCUCGCCCCACCCCAGUAUGCCACGAUGCACACGCGCAAAACGCUAAUGGCGCGCAUCGCCAAGCUUCAGCAUUCCAUCUCUGAUCAGAACCUCGACCUGCUGCCUGACUACGAAGCUCGCAUAGGUGUGCUCAAAGCUCUGCGUUUCGUCGAUCCCGUCAGCGAAGCUGUGCUGCUCAAAGGUCGCGUGGCGUGCGAAAUCAAUAGCGCAGACGAAUUGCUCCUCACAGAACUCAUCCUCGAUGGCUUCUUUACCCUGCUCAAGCCCGAAGAAUGCGUAGCUCUACUGUCUGUCUUUGUUUUUCAAGAAAAGACCGACGUGGCCACCGAGCUGCCAGAGGCGCUUGCAGAGGUGAGUUGGAGCGAAAGGGGCAAAAAGAUGCUGCGUCACGCUACGGCGUCGCACCCGAAUUUUCGUUCGCUGAGCGGGGACGCCCCCGUGUCUCCCCGGCUUUGUUCAGGCAUUUGCAAACAUUCUUCGCAUCUCGGAACGGGUCAGUGCGGUGCAGACGCAGCAUCAACUGAACAACAUCGACUACGAGACUGAUCUCAAGCUCGGGCUCGUCGAGGUCGUCUACGAGUGGGCAAAGGGCAUGGUGAGUGGAGCGCUUGGGCCCAUCGCGCUUCGCUCGCUCGCGUUCGCGCUAAUUAAUCCCCCACCCGCUCGACUUUGCCGGCCAGCCUUUUUCACAAAUCACCGACUUGACAGACGUAGCAGAGGGCACCAUUGUGCGUUGCAUCACGCGACUGGACGAGACGUGCAGAGAGGUCAGGGACGCGGCGCGCGUCAUUGGAGAUUUCGACUUGUUUGCAAAGAUGGAGGAAGCGCAAAACUUGAUUCGCAGAGACGUCAUCUUUGCUGGAAGCUUGUAUUUCUAG